This is a messenger RNA of Chinchilla lanigera (long-tailed chinchilla), 1508 nucleotides long. It is a transcript of the gene Rab12, whose product is annotated as RAB12, member RAS oncogene family. NCBI's taxonomy places the organism in Eukaryota, Metazoa, Chordata, Mammalia, Rodentia, Chinchillidae. Gene Ontology annotation, cellular component: synaptic vesicle; endosome; trans-Golgi network transport vesicle. The record is from RefSeq and is a predicted model, not a curated record. Gene Ontology annotation, biological process: protein localization to plasma membrane; Rab protein signal transduction; cellular response to insulin stimulus. Gene Ontology annotation, molecular function: GTP binding; GTPase activity.
GUGUUGACUUCAAAAUCAAAACCGUAGAGCUAAGAGGGAAGAAAAUCAGGUUACAGAUCUGGGACACGGCGGGCCAGGAGCGAUUCAACAGCAUUACCUCAGCCUACUACAGGAGUGCCAAGGGGAUCAUCCUCGUGUACGACAUCACCAAGAAGGAGACCUUCGACGAUCUGCCCAAGUGGAUGAAGAUGAUCGAUAAGUACGCGUCUGAAGACGCCGAGCUCCUCCUGGUGGGAAACAAGCUGGACUGUGAGAUGGACCGGGAGAUCAGCCGGCAGCAGGGGGAGAAGUUCGCACAGCAGAUAACCGGGAUGCGGUUCUGUGAGGCCAGUGCCAAGGAUAACUUCAACGUGGACGAGAUAUUCCUGAAGCUGGUCGACGACAUCCUGAAGAAGAUGCCGCUGGACGUCCUGCGGAACGAGCUCUCCAACAGCAUCCUCUCGCUGCAGCCGGAGCCCGAGAUCCCGCCCGAGCUGCCCCCGCCGCGGCCGCACGUGCGCUGCUGCUGAUCUGCCACCUGCGCCCCAGCGACAGAGCGGCCGGCCUGAGGGGCAGCGCUCCCUUCUGCACUACAAUCAUUUUGACAGUUUCCUUUUGCACUUUGUAAUCCAAGUCAGAGCUAUACACUAACUUGUAAAUACGCAAAUAUGCAAUCCUGGGUGAGUCUGGGUCAUACGUUACCUGUUUCCCUCCAAAUUCGACUUCAUCGGUUUCCCCGGCCGCUCCUGUCCACACCCAGGAGCACAGUACUUCUGAUACGAAGAGUAGGCGAGAGGAAAGGUGUAAUGUUCCUAAAUAUCAUAUUGUCCUUGUUAGUGAUACUAUGAGGACAGAAGAUAUUCUGCUAAGAAGAGAGACCGUGGUGCUUUGCUUACUGUUUUAAAGAAAAUUUGUAAAACUAAAGACUUUGAGAACAAAGCUAUGUUAAGUGCUUUCUCUUUAUUUACAAGACAUCCCGCUGUAGGGUCUCUGAGCCGGAGCCCGCUCGCUGCGAGCCCUGCCGCAGGUUACUCGUUGCCGGGAGGUGAGGAAGGGCUCUUCCCGGGCAGGGGCUGCGAAGCUGCGCUUCCUGAUGCACGGACGAGUCUCAGGCUGCUCAGAACCAUAGACACUCAGCACAGAAAGAAGUAUUUUGGAAACCAUAGAGGAACAUUUUGAAGCAACCCUGCUGUCCUGGACAAACCCUGUUCAAAGGGAUUUUGAAGCAGUGCGCUUCACCGUGUCCAAGAGCACACGGGGAUUUUGCCUGAGCGCUCCGUGUCCUGGUAGGGAUGCGACGCUCCCUUCGGCGGCAGAGCCCAGCGCCACACGCCUAGACUGUGCUUUUUUUUUUUUUUUUUGUGGACUCUCUUUGGUAUAUCUUUUAUUAAACUGCACUGUGUCGUUUAGUCAAGGUAAAUAGUCCGUGUUUGAAUAACUUGCUGUGUCCUGAGUGUUGUGGUAUGAGAAGCAUCGUGGUCUUUCUACACUAAUGAAGUGCAAAUAAAAUUUUGUAUUUAUGAAUGACA